AUCCAGCGUAGUACUGGAGCAAGAGAGGCAGAGAGAGGUGGAGAGAUACUACACAGACAAAGUAAGAGGUGGAGAGCUACUGUACAGACGUAGCUAGAGAGAGGGGUGGAGAGAGAAUAACCUCAGUUGUAAACGAGAAGCUUCAGUGAGGAGGACAAAGAGGAAAGAGACACUGCAGAGAAAAAGAGAGAGGGCAAUAAAUACAGAGCAGCCCUGUGGGGACCAAGAGGUAAACUGACCCUGACAGAGCGCUCGCUGCGCUGCCAUCCCCCGGAGGCGCCACAGAAGCCCUGAGAGAUUUGUCACAUUAAGAAGAGCCCCCCAGUGCUCUCCACACACACAUGAGCCUACCACGGCCGCCUCUCUCUCUCUCACACACACACCAGACCACAAGCCGGGGAACGUAGCUGGACAGAGGAGUGGAGUGGACUGGAUGACAAGAGGAGAGGAAAGUCACUGUUUCACUCAAAAGCCUAGAGGGAGGACCAAGAGGAUUACACUCUGAAAAGGAGUCGCCAUUCCCCUGGUGCCUGCUCACCCCUGACCCCCGAAGCAAUCAUGAGCAGCUGCAGGAAGAGGUGCAAGAGGGAAAUGUUUAAAUUCGCCCAGUACCUGUACAGACUCGUCACGGGCACGCUCCAUGCAGACAGCGUGGAGGAUGAGUUGGAGCUUUCAGCCGUCCGCCAUCGCCCCGAGGGCCUGGAGCAACUGGAGGCCCUGACCCGCUUCAACCGCAAGGAGCUGCAGAUCCUCUACCGAGGCUUCAAGAACGAGUGCCCGAGCGGCGUGGUCAAUGAAGACACCUUCAAAGUCAUCUACUCCCAGUUCUUCCCACAGGGAGACGCGUCGAUGUAUGCACAUUUUCUGUUCAACGCGUUUGACACGGAUAAAGAUGGAUCUGUGAGUUUUGAGGACUUUGUUAUGGGUCUCUCUAUCCUCCUCCGAGGCUCAGUCCAGGAGAAGCUCAACUGGGCGUUCAAUCUGUAUGAUAUUAAUAAGGACGGACAUAUUACUAAAGAGGAAAUGCUUGACAUCAUGAAGGCCAUCUAUGACAUGAUGGGGAAAUGCACAUAUCCCUUACUCAAAGACGAUACCCCUCGACAACAUGUGGAGAUAUUUUUUCAGAAGAUGGAUAAAAAUAAGGAUGGUGUUGUAACCAUAGACGAGUUUAUUGACUGCUGCCAAAAUGAUGAGAACAUCAUGAGGUCGAUGCAGCUCUUUGAAAACGUCAUUUAACUCGUGGCUGACCUGGAGAGCUCUGGACUCAACUAUCAACAGACACCAACCAACAACCGGCAUAUGGCGCAAUGGACCACACAAAUCAUACAUGUAAUGGUAUGGAACAUUCUGGAAUAACUGUAAAAAAAAGAAUUGAUCUUUACAAUCUUUCUUUUUCAUUUUGAGUUUUGUGGUUUGAUUAAGUAGAUUGAACUCUUCAAAUCUCCUGUGUACAAAGACACAUAUAUCUUAACAGCUGUGCUGCAGUCACCAUUUACAGUAUCUGCAGUACAGGAAUCCAGCAAACUGGGUCAUCACUGUUUAACACAGACACAAAAUCAUGAACCCUGCCUAUUUCUAAGAUGUAUCUUCUUAAAAUUGUAUUCCAAACCUUAACCCUGAUGUUAUACCAAACCUUAAAUUAAAACCAAAAUGCUAAUUUUUGUUUUCAUGAAUUUUUACGAUAUUGCCAAUUUUGCAUUUGUGCCUGUGUUAUCUAGUGGAAACCAGCAAAAUGUGUUAUCUUAUGCCACUGCCUUUGAACAGAUGGACAACAAUGAGCCUGAAAGGUGAACGUUUGUAUGAUGAAUAGUGACAUAACUGUAUGCUGAAAUCAGGCUCAGAAUUCCAGAAUGUUCCUAACCACUGAGGUUUUUCAGCCAACACGGUCCAUCCUUUGCUCUCCCAGCACCCAAGUAAAAUAGACUUAACAUUGUACCAUUUAAAAAAAAAGAAGUGUAUAUACUCUAAAAAAUCUAUGUGGAACUUUCAACUUUGUUCAUGCUUACUUGCCAACUGAAAUGAGACGAUGCACUCCACGUUGAAUUCGAUGACGAGUCUGGACGGUGAAAAGUAUCAUUAGAAGCACACAGGUAGCUGUUACUUACAUUGAGUAUGCGAUUAGGAGAAACAAUUAUCUUGCCACAAGAUUAUGCUGCUUUUAAAUGUACUGUAUUUUAUUUGACCGUACAUGUCUGUAUUCCCCAUGUGUCCUGUUGACUUGUUUUCUUUCAUGUUUCAAAUAACAAUUUUGCAGGUUACACUGGUAUGUUGGAUUUUAAUUAUAUAGAUAUGGUAGAUAUGCUAGUCAAUGUACAAAGGGAUAGUCAGGUGGGCAGUAUUAAGCAGAAGCUCACUCUUGGGGGGAAUUGAUGGUCUUUUUGAAUAUGCAAGUUUAUCACUGUCCUUUUCAGAGGGGUGGUGAAGCUAUACAAGCAAAUUGGAAUCUGUCAUACUUUUUGAGAGGUAGAUCAGAAACAACCCCUAUCCCCAACUAUCUAGACAAUAAAAAACAUUUCACCUUUAUUUAGCCAGGUAGACUGGUUGAGAACAAGUUCUCAUUUACAACUGCGACCUGGCCAAGAUAAAGCAAAGCAGUGUGACACAAAUAACAACACAGAGAUACACAUGGAAUAAACAAACAUACAGUCGACAAUCCAAUAGAAAAAGUCUAUAUAGGGAGGUAAGGCAAUAAAUUGGCCAUAGUGGCAAAAUAAUUACAAUAUAGCAAUUAAACCCUGGAGUGAUAGUGGAGGAUUGGACAGGAAACAAUAUGGUGAUAAUUCCACUCAGCCUAUCAGAGGGCAAGGUGGAGCUAUGGCCAUAUUGCUUAAAUAUACUCAGUGUAGGGGUUGUUUCUGGACAGGGCCUGUGUUUUCCCUCAUCUUGUUUGUGACGUGUCCAGUUCCCCUGCAUAUGAGGACUGGUUGGCCCCUGCGGUCUCUGAUUAGAGUCCUGAUUGGCUCCAAUCAUGCUCAGGGACAGAGCAUGCUGGGUAGCAGAUGGGGCCCCUCCCUCCCCAAUAUCACUACUUACAGGAUGCUUCUGCUCCAAAACCCUACUUUAUUGCCCAUCCCUAAAUUAAAAGUUUGUGGAAAGCAAUGUGGACAUGAGCAAGGAGGUAUCUGCAGUAUUUUUCAUAUUCUAUUUCCUUAAUUGGCAAUAACUUAUUUAUCCAUGUAAAUGUACCCCUGGGAAUGUGUUCUGGAGUUCACAAGAAGAAGCAUAGUCUAGGGAAGUGACUUGUUUGUGUACCUAGCUUGAUCUUAUUUGACCAAGGAUUUUGUUCAGUGGGCUAAUUAUCUCCUUAAAACAUGGGUCGAUUUAAGUAAGGCACAGCAACUUGGACAAGUCCAGGUUGUACCUGACGGUUUCACCAUCUCAAAACGUGUUCUCCCUAUUGAACGUGUCUCUGGCUAAGAAAGUGACUUCUGUCAAUCUGUUAUUCAACCUUACAUUCUAAUGUAUGUAAAUCCAUCAUAAUAGCAUGAGGUGCAUGAGGGUAGUAAUUGGGUGCUCUGAGUUCAGAUUUUAUUGCACUCAAUCUGAUCUUGGAAAAUGAAUUGAUUGAACAAAGCCUGUUAAAACCUUCACAGAUAUAUGCACAGGACUUAAAUUGUAUUUAUUUUCUUACACAAUGUACCAAUGUUAUUAGCUUAUUUGAGUAGCCUCUGUGUGCUGAGUUUGUGGCUUGGAUCCAUUACAAAAUGUUACAAUAAUGCCACCUUGUGGUACUCUGAGCCGACCACUUGGUUCAAAGAAAUAAUGUACUUUGAAAUAUUGGCAAUUCAGGGAUGCAGACGCUGCCAAGAUAAAAAAAAAUCCCACACCCAUUCAAAUAACUUGCAAUGGAGUCACGUUGUUACUCCAAUCUUGAAAAAACUAGUUGAGUUGAGAAGCAUUAAACACAUUAGGUAAAACAUUGAUGACUUGAAUCGUAUUUUGAAAUAGAAGUGCUGUAUAUUUUCCUCGAAGGACCUCUAUAAAAUGUUAAGGAACUAUGUUCCUUUUUCACUCAAUAUAAUAUGCCAUUUUGCAGGCGCUUUUAAUCCAAAGCGAUUUAGUCGUGCACGUUUCACGUUUGGGUGGUCCCGGGAAUCAAACCCACUCCCCUGGCAUUACAAGUGCCAUGCUUUGAGCUACAGAGGACCACUCUAAAACUGUAGGAAGGAAAGACUCAUCUUUCUGCCAUUAGCUAAAUCUAGGAAACUGCCAUCCAAGAUAGUGUAGGUUUAAUUUUGCGGACCCAUAUAGGAUUAGAAGGGUGAUAUAAAGGACCUUAAGCUGCACUGGACAUUUAAGAUGUACAGUUGUCUUUGUGAUUAGGUGAGUGCAUUUUAUAAGAGAGAUUCAAUAAACUGGUUUGAAUGUU
This is a messenger RNA of Oncorhynchus masou masou (cherry salmon), 4369 nucleotides long. Its product is annotated as Kv channel-interacting protein 4-like. Bases 559 to 1236 code for a protein of 225 amino acids. The record is from RefSeq and is a predicted model, not a curated record. Gene Ontology annotation, molecular function: calcium ion binding; potassium channel regulator activity. Lineage: Eukaryota; Metazoa; Chordata; Actinopteri; Salmoniformes; Salmonidae. The transcript has 8 exons. Gene Ontology annotation, biological process: regulation of potassium ion transmembrane transport. Gene Ontology annotation, cellular component: voltage-gated potassium channel complex.